GAAUAUUUCCUGUUAACGAAGAUUGAGCCUUGGAUUGUUUCAUCGCAGUGAUAUACAAAAAAAAGUGAAAUGGUUGGGCGAAGUUUCCCAACAAUAGUGCUAUUUUUGUGCUUUCGAGUGGUAUUGACGACGUUCGGACCCGGUUUAAGCGGAAGUUCUGGGUUUUCUGGAGGAUCUGCCUAUGGAUUUGGGUCAGGAGGAUUUGCUGGGUCCCAGCAGAGUAGUGUUUCGCUAUCACGAGGAUUGGCUUAUGGUGGCGGAGGAGCAGGAUUAUCGCGACAAUUUGCAUCCUAUGGAGGAUUCGCUGGUUAUCCGACCAAUCGAUUCCGUUAUCUCGGAGCACCAGGCUUCGUUGGCAUUCCAGUGCCGAUUGUUCCUCGGUGGAGUUUCGCCGCGCCAGGAGUGCUUGCGUACGGACCUCACGCCGAUGGGUCGUUUACAUUUGCGUAUGCUGCAGGCGCUGGCGGUGGAUUUAGGACCUUGGCUGGGGAUUUUGUAGACCCUGCUGUUGUAGCUGGUAUAUCUUCAGGGCAUGGGUUCGGAGCCCCGGCUGUAGGUGGUGUUACGACUUCAACUGGGACUAGUCCAACAAGAGUGUCCAGUACAACAGCAACUACUACAACAGCAAUUGAAUCCAAUGGGGGUGGAGUUGUGUCAUCUCGUAUGACUGCUGUAGUUGACCCAGAUGAUAGUUUAGGAACUGGAGGUGCUGGAAUCGGAGGGGGCGGUAGUGCAGGUUCAGGUCUCACCGGAGCAGGUUCUGGUUUGAAUGGAGCAGGCUUUGUAGGAGGUUUAGGUGGAGGCAGCUUGGGUGGAGCGGGAUUUUCUGGAAACGGAGCGGGGUUAGCUGGAGGAAGAUUGGGUGGAUUUGGAGGCACUGGAGACGGCUCAGGGCUAGGUGGAGGUGGUUUGGGUGGAUCAGGAUUGGCCGGAAAUGGAGGGGGAUUAGGUGGAGGAAGAUCAGGUGGACUUGGAGGUGGAGCAGAUCUAGGUGGAGGUAAUUUGGGUGGGGCAGGAUUGGCUGGGAAUGGGUUAGGGAUAGGUGGAGGUGGUUUGGGUGGGUCAGGAUUAGCUGGGAGUGGAGCAGGACUAGGAGGAAGCAGUUUUGGUGGACCAGGAGCUAUUGGAAAUAGAGCAGGCCUUAAUGGAGGGAGUGCAGGUGGAUCAGGGUCAAUUGGAAACGGAGGAGGUAGUCUAGGUGGGGGAAGUUCAGGUGGGCUCGGUGGCGCGGGUGCAGCCAGUGGGGGCAAUGUAGGUGGGUCAGGAUCUGAUGGAAAUGCCGCAGGACUAGGUGGGGGCAGUUCAGGAGGGUUUGGUGGCGCUGGAAACGGGGCAGGGUUAAGUGGAGGCACCUCGGGUGGAGGAAAUUCUGGUUCAUCUGGGCUAGGUACAAGCUCUAGUGUAGGGGGAGGUGGAGGACAACACAAAAGAGAUACCCCUUUCAAUACUGAAAUUCCUGAAUCAGCAUUCACUAGGUCAUCAAAUGCCGGAUUGCCUACCGAUGGUUUGAUACCCAGAUCGGGUAAUAAUGGUCUCUAUAGUUCAGAUGAUCAAACGAGUUCAUUCGGAUUUGGAAAUGGUAACUUGCCACUUUUCAGUUCUGGUUACGGCAGGGGAAUUGUGAAUACUAACCCCGGUGCUACUCAAUCAAAUGAUGGCACUAGUAAUAAUUUUGACGGCUAUGGACCAGGCAGACAUAACUUUCCGACCUAUCCUGAAAUCCACAAUAGAAAUAGACAAUUCCAAGGCUUUUCCGGAUAUGCUGCUCCAGGGCACGGCUCAAAUCCGAUAAAUUAUCGACCUGAUAACAAUUUUGGAUCUGUCCCCGGUUUAUCUUCCGAUGACGUUAGGUUAGAAGCACCCAGAUUUCAUUCCGUAAAUGGUGAUGGAAGCUUUGGAGGAAAUCCGUACCCCACAGUUGCUAACGGUUUUAUUCCGAGAUUUCAACCAGAACCAUCAGGCCUGGGAACACAGGCUGGAUUAAGUCCUGGAAUUGCGCUCGAACCGGAUGCACGAAGCAUUGGAGCGAAUCCGUCUCAAAAGGCAGGAAUUGAACCAACAAAUGUAGGCGGUCCUUAUGGGUUUGACUCAAUAAACAAUGGCGAUGCUGCUCCAGGAGUCAGGAAUGGAUUACCGAAUACACCAGACAGCAGUUUAGGGCGAGGCUCACCAGACUUGGUGAAUCCAACGUUUGCAAGAGCCCCUUUCUCGACAAGCGGAAUUCCUCCUCGGGCAGUUUUAAGACCUGAAGAAGUACGCAUUGCUAGUGAAUUUCAUCCUGGCUACUCGAAGGUACCUUCUGUUACAUCAGGCAAUGCUGGACAGGAAACAACAAGUCCUUCAAACAAAAUCAAUACAAGACCAUGGGGUGACAGAGGGACGAUUGGACCAAACUACGAUGGAAUUUCUAACUCUGCAACUCCGGGAAGAUCUGGGUUCCCAUUUAUGUCAAACCCUGGAGUACCAAGAGAUCCUUUUGGUGGAUCAAGACCUCAAAAUUCAUUCAAUCCGUAUGGUCAAAGUCCUCCGAGUUCUGUUUAUCCAUGGGGUCCAAACAAUCCCAGACCUUCAUCAGCAGAUGCGCUUCCGUAUGGAUCACCCUUUGAGAGACCAGAAAGCAUUCCUGGAUUAAACAGACCCGCUCAACCUUGGUUGAGUGGAAAUGAAAAGGGCUUCACCCCACCAGGUUUGUAUCGUGGUUUUCACGGAACAAGUCCUAGUAAUUAUCCAAAUCACAUACCAACACGUGGAAUAACAAAUCCAGCCAGAACUAAUUUACCAAGUCCAACGCAACCUAAUCAGCCGGAAUCGGAAGCUGGGAAUUCGUCAAGUUUAGGUAAUGGACUUGAUAGUGGGAUCUCAAAUAAUAACCAACAUACAGGGCCUAAACCAACUAACAAUGGUUAUGAACCUGUAUCAACAGGAGGAAAUUCGUCUGAUCGAAAAAAUAUUGGGGCCACAAAUGGAAUUGGUAAUGAUCCUAAUAAUGUUGAAUACGAUUCACGCCCAAAUAAUGCUAAAAGGAACGAUCAAACAGGUGGUACAAAGACGAAACAACAAGAGAAGUCUGGAUCUCCUGAAGGAACGAACCAACAGGUACACGGUUCUUCGGGAGUACCAAAUAGAGCUACAUCGAACACCGGACCAACUCAAAUAGCUAACACCAACGUAGGCCGACCUGUAUCACCAAACACUUCUAGUACAGAAUCAAACUCAGGUCCAAAAGGCAUAGAAGAUGCAGCUGGAGUGGAUUCCUCUGGUAGGACUACUGGCAUUCCCGAGAAUUUGGGAAACGAUAAAUCCCAGGCUAGAACGGACGCUAGAGUAACUGAAACUAACAAGGUAGGAUCAGAUAGACCACAAAGUCUACAAGACGGCAAUCGAAAUCCCACGAGGCCAAGUUCUCCAAGAGGAACACAGAACAACCUUCCAACCAAUCCCAGUGUUUCACUGUCCCAGCCCAAUUCAGGAAAUACCAAACAAUCUGGGUCACCGAAUAAUGAAGCAACAGGUUCUAACUCUAACCGACAAGCAGGUGCAGGAAAUGAUAAUCUUCAGAAACCUGAAAGAAUCGGUUCAUCUAACACAAAUGAAAAUCUUAAUGCUCCACGGUCAGCGUCGUCGAAUGCAGCUGGAAGAAGCCCUUCAUUGUCCGGGAAUUCAGGAUUUCCAGAUCGAGGACAGCUGAAUGGGAAUGUGAAUGACGCUCCUCGUUCAUCGGAUUCUGAUUCGCAAGAUAGAUCUAGUUCAACGAAUAGUGCUCCAGGAAAUGCAGCUGGAAGAAGCCCUUCAUUGUCCGGGAAUUCAGGAUUUCCAGAUCGAGGACAGCUGAAUGGGAAUGUGAAUAAUGCUCCCCGUUCACCGAAUUCCGAUUCGCAAGGUAGAUCUAGUUCAACGAAUAGUGCUCCAGGAAAUGCAGCUGGAAGAAGCCCUUCAUUGUCCGGGAAUUCAGGAUUUCCAGAUCGAGGACAGCUGGAUGGGAAUGUGAAUAACGCUCCCCGUUCAUCGAAUUCUGAUUCGCAAGGUAAAUCUAGUUCAACGAAUAGUGCUCCAGGAAAUACAGCUGGCAGAAGCCCUUCAUUGUCCGGGAAUUCAGGAUUUCCAGAUCGAGGACAACUGAAUGGGAAUGUGAAUAACGCUCCCCGUUCAUCGAAUUCUGAUUCGCGAGGUAGAUCUAGUUCAACGAAUAGUGCUCCAGGAAAUUCGGCAAGGUCUAGUCUUGGAACAAACGGUAAUGACGGCACAGGAUCAUCCAACACAGAUCAAAAUCAACGAGGAAAGGAUCUUACGUCUGGAACGACGUUGAUAGGUCAGUCGGUUACAGGCAGGUCUAAGGAAAAUGGGAACUCAAGGGUUUCACAACCGGGUCAAACUUACUCGCCAAGCUAUCGGCAGGACGGGCCUGCUGCGACUUCACUCGGUUCCAAAGACUCCCCAAGUGAUAGAACUGGAAUAAGUGAAAACAGACCAUUAGGAACUUCACCUAGACAACGUGGCUUCAACACGGAUGGACAACAAGGUACGAAUAGAAAUUCUCAAGGUAGAUCAGGUUCGUCAGCAAGUACAACGAGAAGCGAUAGCUUUCAAACACUAGGAAGACCAGCCUUGAACGGGAAUACUACUACUCCGGGUUCAGGAUUAUCAACUGCAGCUGGGGGAAGCCCAUGGUUGUCAAGCAAUCCAGGCUCGCUGACAACCGAUCGAAGGCAGGUGAGUGGGAAUGCAAAUAAUGCUCCCCGCUCAUUGAACCCAGAAAAAGGGUUUAAGAAUCCCAACUCUGAUGGUCGAUCUAGCACCAUAAAUAAUGCUUCUGGAAGAUCGACAGGAUCUGACUUAGGAUCAAAUGGUAACGACGGUCCUAAAUCAUCAAACAGAGGUCAGAGAGGAAGAGAAGAGGUUCCUAUUGCCGGAACUUCGGAAACUAAUGCAAAUGGAGGUUCACGAUAUUCACAAAUAGGUCCUUUUGGAUUAGAUGGCACAGAUAGGUCUGGAGCACCAAAUUCUUGGUUAAAUGGGUCAAGUGGGAGCUCAACUAGUCCCAAGGGCUCUGGAUCUAUAAUCAACGACAGGAGACCCUCAGCAACUUUAGCAAGUCAACGUAGCUCCAAUAGGGAUGGACCACAAGAUACGCAAAAGAAUUUUCCAAGUGGAUCAGGAUCGAGUGGAAGUUCAACUGGAAAUGUUUUAGCCCCAAAUCCAAGAUCCAAUGAAGUAGAUGCCUCGGAAAUACGGGGAUCAGGCCAACAAAAUGGUCAUGAAACUACAGGAAACUUGGCUGGCCAAUUAUCUACGACAGGGAACGAUGGAGAAUUCUCAGGAAACAACGCUGGAUCCAGAGUGGGUUUACCGUCAGGAUCAUUUGGGCAAAAUACAAAUUCACCAAUAGCUUUGGGAGGAGCGGAUCAAGGCUCAUCUUCCGGAUCAUCUUUUAGACCACUAGGAGGAAACUCAAUCAGCUCCGGGUUUGGUUCUGGAACAAGUGGUAUUAACCGAGGCUCCCCUUCUGGUGGAGCUCUGAGGUCUACAGGGAGCUUUGGGGCCGGAAAUUUCGGAGACAAUACUUCUGGAAAUUUAAGGGGUCAAAAUGGAAUAAAUGGAUUCGGUACUAGCGGGUCAUCAAGUCAAGGUGGAUUUGGGCAAAAUAGAGGCAUAGCUCCAAACUAUCUAACAAACCCUAAUCCUUCUGGCAGCUUAGCCACUAACCAAGGUACUGGUACUCAUAACGCCGGACAACUAACGCCUGGACGGACAAAUGGGGUUGUUGGGCCCCAUGGAAAUUCGAGACAUUUUACUGAUACGCCAGAGGCAAUUGGGUCAUCAAAUGGUCGGCAGUUGAUAAAUAAUGAAAAUGUUGCCGUUUCAGGAUAUCCAUCUGAAAAUGGUAGAUCAUUAUCAGGCCAAGCCACUGGAUUAGGUACCGGUUUCAACAACGGUGAACGAUCUCUUAAUUCUCGAACGGUUGGCGGAAUCAGAGGAACGCAUUUCAAUGGUUACCGGAAUGGAUUCGGUUCAAGUGGAUUUCCUAAUGGAGGUAGUCCAUUGAGGAAUGCCAAUGCCGAUGGAACAAGUUCAACAGGAACAGGAAAUGGUGUGAUUACUAAUUCUGGCGUUAGGACCUACACUCAGCCACGGAGCUCCAGCUCCGAAACUAACGGUCAAACAUUUUUCCAAAAUGGACAAAGCGGAUCGGGACAAUCUGGUAGUUUUGCCGGAAGGCAAAUUGGUGAAAGCAAUUCUGUCUCGAAUGGAGAUACCAGUUCGUCAAAAGUUGUAAAUUAAAAAACUUAUAUCGUGAAAAUAUAGAUUACAAACGCAAAUGUAUUUAACAUUUAAUUUCAGGAGAAUCAAAUAAAAACAUAGUCAAUGUAAACAUGAAAA
This is a messenger RNA of Uranotaenia lowii, 6378 nucleotides long. Its product is annotated as hornerin-like. Bases 70 to 6279 code for a protein of 2069 amino acids. Lineage: Eukaryota; Metazoa; Arthropoda; Insecta; Diptera; Culicidae. The transcript is spliced from 3 exons. The record is from RefSeq and is a predicted model, not a curated record.